Neomonachus schauinslandi (Hawaiian monk seal) is the source of this 1925-nucleotide messenger RNA. It is a transcript of the gene DNAJB6, whose product is annotated as DnaJ heat shock protein family (Hsp40) member B6. NCBI's taxonomy places the organism in Eukaryota, Metazoa, Chordata, Mammalia, Carnivora, Phocidae. Gene Ontology annotation, molecular function: ATPase activator activity; Hsp70 protein binding. Gene Ontology annotation, biological process: protein refolding; positive regulation of proteasomal ubiquitin-dependent protein catabolic process. The record is from RefSeq and is a predicted model, not a curated record. Bases 165 to 1154 code for a protein of 329 amino acids. The transcript has 10 exons. Gene Ontology annotation, cellular component: cytosol; endoplasmic reticulum membrane.
GUCGGAGAAAGGAGAGAAAGGAAAGCGCGAGGAGCCGCCGCCGCCGCCGCCACCGCCGCCAGCGCCGCCGUGCCGGAGUCGAAGGGACCCGGGCCUCGCCCCGCCGCGCCUCCCGCUCGCCGCCGGCUCUCUGUCCUCGGACUCACUCCAACAGCCUGUAAAACAUGGUGGAUUACUAUGAAGUUCUAGGCGUGCAGAGACAUGCCUCAGCCGAGGAUAUUAAAAAGGCGUACCGGAAAUUGGCACUCAAGUGGCAUCCUGAUAAGAACCCUGAGAAUAAAGAAGAAGCAGAGAGAAAGUUCAAGCAAGUAGCUGAGGCGUAUGAGGUGUUAUCAGAUGCCAAAAAACGGGACAUCUAUGACAGAUACGGCAAAGAAGGGUUAAAUGGUGGAGGUGGAGGUGGAAUUCAUUUUGACACUCCGUUUGAUUUUGGCUUCACAUUCCGUAACCCAGAUGAAGUCUUCAGGGAAUUUUUUGGUGGAAGGGACCCGUUUUCAUUCGACUUUUUCGAAGACCCAUUUGAGGACUUUUUUGGGAGUCGAAGAGGCACCCGUGGAAGCAGGAACCGAGGCACAGGGUCGUUUUUCUCUGCCUUCAGUGGAUUUCCGUCUUUUGGAGGAGGAUUUUCUUCUUUUGAUACAGGAUUUACUUCCUUCCCGUCAUCAGGUCACGGGGGCCUCACUUCGUUCUCUUCCACGGCAUUUGCUGGUAGUGGGAUGGGCAACUUCAAAUCUAUAUCAACUUCUACUAAAAUGGUUAAUGGCAGAAAAAUCACUACAAAGAGAAUUGUGGAGAACGGUGAAGAAAGAGUGGAAGUGGAAGAGAACGGCCAGUUAAAGUCCUUAACGAUAAAUGGUGUGGCCGAUGAGGACGCUCUCCUGGAGGAGUGCCGGCGCAGAGGUCAGAGUGCGCUGCCCGCCCAGCCCGCCAGCACCAGCGGCCACUCACCGAGGCCACACAGGCCGGCCUCCCUGCCCAAACCCGAGUCUCUCCACACGCGUGAAGAGGAGGACGAGCCAGGCAACCAGCGGGCCACCAGCAGCCCCUGGGACCCCUCCGUGCUCUCUGCAGGAUUCAAAGAAGGUGGCAAGAGGAAGAAGCAGAAGCAGAGAGAGGAAUCCAAGAAGAAGAAGUCGACCAAAGGCAACCACUAGACGGACUGCAGCCUCGCUCGCGCUGCCCGAGGCGGCGCCCAGGCCGGCUCCGUGCGGUAGUGCGUGUUAGCUAGCGGCGCCUGCUUUGCCCCUGUCCCGAGACCACACCUUCUCAGCACGGGCAUGCGGAGGACGCCUCAGUCAGCGCAGGGGCGGCGGGAGACGGGAGCGACGGUCGCGGGUGGCGGAGGCAUGGGUGUGGAGCCUGCCCGACUGCCCUCGCUUCUCCCAGCACUAAAUCCGAUUGCGUCUCCUCGAGUGGUUAAGGACCCAGCGCCUUCUUUGCAGCUGCUCAGCCGCGACACCAACUUGUGAGAUACUUCUAGCGUUAGGGGUGUGAGGGGUGCCGGCAGAUAACGGAGUGUGUUCUCGGAAUGACUUUCUUUCUUCGUGGCGGUAGAUUUCUGGGAGCCAGCACGUAGUUAAGGGCAGGGUGACCGAGCGGCAUCGUGCAUCGGGUCACGGCCUCCAGGGUGCUCGUCCUUCAGACCGGGGGGCGGGCUAGACCUCCAAGCAGCGCUGCAGGGUGGCCUGGCCACAUCCUGGGGGGGCCCCAGGGGUGAAUCACUUUAGAUGUAAAGUCAUUCCUUACAUUUAUCGUAGUUUUAAUCUCUAGCCUGAACUUGACUUCAAAUAUUGUUUAAUUUUUGCUAAAUCCCAUCUUUUUUUUUCUUGGACCCUUAAUUCUUCUUAGCACAUUCACAGGAUCCUACAGAAUUUUGUUGGGUGAAUGCCAUGUCUGGGUCAUAGUUUGGGUCACGCGGGGAAGAA